Molecule: messenger RNA, 1080 nt
Organism: Pediculus humanus corporis (human body louse)
Lineage: Eukaryota; Metazoa; Arthropoda; Insecta; Psocodea; Pediculidae
Product: guanine nucleotide-binding protein G subunit alpha, putative
Exons: 4
Coding region: 1-1080 (359 amino acids)
Biological process (GO): adenylate cyclase-modulating G protein-coupled receptor signaling pathway
Cellular component (GO): heterotrimeric G-protein complex
Molecular function (GO): GTPase activity; guanyl nucleotide binding; G protein-coupled receptor binding
Source: RefSeq, a predicted model, not a curated record
AUGGGUGGAUGUUUGACUCUUAAUCGGGAAGAAGCGGCAGCUCGCCGCAGAAGCGAGGAAAUAGAUCGGCAGCUGGCUGCUUUAGCUAAACAAGAAAAUCAUCACAUUAAAAUUUUACUCUUAGGUGCAGGAGAAAGUGGAAAAAGUACUUUAGUUAAACAAAUGAAAAUUAUUCACAGUGAUGGUUUUGCUAAAGAAGAAUUACUUAGUUUUAGACCCACAGUUAUGGAUAAUUUAGUGGCUUCUAUGAAAUAUGUUUUAAGUGGAAUGGGAUUGUUAAGAAUUAAUUUAGAAUCAGCCAAAAAUAAAAUUUAUGCACAAACUAUACUUUCCAAUGAUACUUGCUUUAAUGCUGACUUUCAAAUGCUACCCUCUGUAUCAGAAGCCCUUCAGACUUUGUGGAAUGAUAAGGGUGUUAAAUUAGCUGUUGCCAGAGGGUAUGAAUUUCAGUUAAAUGAUUCAGCAUUAUAUUUAUUUGAAAACAUGGAAAGAAUUUGUUGUGAAAAAUACACACCAACAGCUACUGAUGUCUUAAGAGCAAGAGUUAGAACAAAUGGAAUUUUAGAAACUAAUUUUUGCAUAAAUGAUGUUGUCAUCACAAUGUUGGAUGUUGGUGGACAAAGAUCUCAAAGAAGGAAAUGGAUUUAUUGUUUUGAAAAUGUUAAGGCUGUUUUAUUUGUAGUAUCUCUUAGUGGUUAUGAUAUGACAUUGUUAGAAGAUCCUAGUGUUAAUAGAUUAGAAGAAAGUUUGAAUUUAUUUUCUCAAAUAGUAAACAAUAGGUUUUUUAAGGAAUCUAGCUUUGUUUUAUUUUUGAACAAGCUUGAUUUGUUUAGGGAAAAAAUUUUAUAUUCUGGAAGACAUUUAAGACAUUAUUUUCCUGAAUACACAGGAAAAGAUUAUGAUGUUGAUAGUGCAGCCUUAUUUAUACAGCACAAAUUUUCACUACAAAAUUUUGAUGCAAAUAAAGUGAUUUACUCUCAUUAUUGCACUGCAACAGACACAUCAAAUGUUAGAGUUGUUUUUCAAGUGGUAAUGGAUAUCGUGAUGCGUGAAAAUCUUGGAAAUGUAACAUUAUUAUAG